UUCAGGCCACCACGCCAAACCCACUGUGUGCGUGACGUCACAGGUUUGAUCCCUGCGUGGGACUAAAUAUGGGUGUCUUUAUUUAAUGUUUAUAAAACCCCGCGCCACAAGGAUUAAAUUUCUUUGUACGGGGGUAGUUUCUUUUUUCACAUAAGAAUAUUCCGUAUAGUUUCUUAAUUAACAUUAAUAAAUACACAUUUUCCAUAUUAAGUAACCUACCUCAUACUUACGACUAACUCAAUUAGUCUAAUGAAAGCUACGUUUUUCCAUUAUGAAACAUGUAAGUAAUAAAUGACUAAUAAGAACAUUCCUUUGUUUUUAGCCCAUCGAAGGAUGAGAACGGUUACGAACUGUUUUCUGGUGAAUCUUGCGGUGGCAGAUCUGCUAAUGGCGACGUUGAAUGGUGCCCCAAACUUCAUAUUCCUUGUGACUGCCGACUGGCCUUUCGGAGCCGUGACCUGUACUGCAAGCAACUUUACUGCGAACCUCACUGUGUCUGCUGGAGUGUUCACUUUAGUCGCCAUCACUGUUGAUAGGUACGUGGCAAUAGUGAAGCCGCUUCAACAUAGACUGAGUCGGAGGGUUGCGCGCGCGGCGCUUUUCACCGUAUGGUGCGCGAGCGCAUUGCUGGCGCUGCCCAGUCUUUUGUACUCCGAUACUUAUAAGAAGCAGUAUAUAAAUGGUGAAAGAGAAAUCUGUUUUAUAAAGUGGCCCGACGGUAGCAGUUACCCAUCUUCGAGAGCAGAUUACUGCUAUAACUUGGUGUUCCUGGCUGUGACGUAUGUAGUGCCGAUGUCGGUCAUGGUGUGGGCGUAUGCUCGCAUGAGUGCUGCGCUCCGAGGCCGCGCGAUAGGCGAGUGUACGUAUCAUCAGAUGCAAGUCGUCAGAGCCAAGAGAAAGGUAGUGAGGAUGUUUGUCCUGGUGGUGAUGGUGUUCGCGCUCUGCUGGCUCCCGUACCACGCAUACUUCGUGCUGACCUACCACUACCAGUCCUUAGCGUCGGCGCCAUUUGCCCAGCACAUAUAUUUGUUCUUCUACUGGCUUGCCAUGGCCAACUCCAUGUUCAAUCCUUUAAUAUAUUAUUGGAUGAGUAAUAAAUUUCGGGUUUACUUCCGAAUGGUGUUGUGUUGGUGUUGGACACCAAAAACAGCAACAUCUACGGAUCUAAAGAAAUUAGAAAUGAACAAAUCGUUUUCUGUAAGCCAGAGAAACUACCGAGACAUAUCGUCUUUUAGCCGAGCAUGACAUUCAAAGAGACGGAGUAACACUUCGCGCUCUACGCCGCAGCAUGAUUCGAAUGCUACAGAACUGAUUACGAAUGGCAAUGCAGUGCGAAUGAACCCCCGUGGAGAACCAGACGACAGACACUAUCACAUAAGCGACGACAAAUUAUAAAAUUAGUCUAACAUUUUAGCAUAGUUUUCUACAAGAAUUAAAUUAAUUGUUAAUCAUCUAAAUAGAUUAAGACACUUUGAUAAUUGCAAGAUGAGAUGCUAAAGUAAAGAAGGAGUUUAGGAUAAGUGUUGAGCACUUAAAACUUUGGUAAGUGGGAUAUGAAAUAAUUUAAAGCAACUUAAAAAUGUAUGCAAAAUUUUCUUCUUAUAUUCUUAGUCUUGCAUUAAGUAAACAGGUGAUUUAGUUAAAAGCACAACGUGUAAAAGUCGUUCCAAUUAUCUUCAAAAGUAAUUGAUACUUAUUUUGUAGCAAUAAUGACGUUUUGCAAAAUGUUGUUUUGAAACUAUGAUGUAAUUAUCAUGUACAUCGAAUGUAACCUAGUCAUCUUAAUCCAUUAUUUAUUUUUAUCUUUAAAAAAAAUAUUACAAAUUACUUCCAAAGGAAAUAUUUCAACUGCAUGUAACUAUAUUACGAUAACAUUACCCAUACAGAUUCACAAAGUAUAUUUUCAUAUAAAUAGACAGGCAUAAAAAUAAGACAAAAAAAAAACAAUAAAUUUUUCAAAACACAGAAACUUUCAGGGUCAUUCAUGAAGCCUCAUUUCUAAUAAGGUCUAUUAUUAAGAAUAAUGUAAAGAACCUUUCAAUCUUAGAUAAAAUAAAUACAUUAAAAAAAUAAGUCAAUCAAACAUGUGCUCUUACCACAUUUUAUUUUCAUACCAACAGACGUUGCAUAAAAUAAAGACAAUACAUUAUUUUGUUAAUAUCUAGUUUUUCAUUAAAAUAUAUUAUACCAUAGUGUAAGUCCUUCAUUUUUCCAAUAAAACGUUGUUGUUUA
Molecule: messenger RNA, 2232 nt
Organism: Trichoplusia ni (cabbage looper)
Lineage: Eukaryota; Metazoa; Arthropoda; Insecta; Lepidoptera; Noctuidae
Gene: NGR-A33
Product: tachykinin-like peptides receptor 86C
Exons: 8
Coding region: 292-1245 (317 amino acids)
Biological process (GO): G protein-coupled receptor signaling pathway
Cellular component (GO): plasma membrane
Molecular function (GO): neuropeptide Y receptor activity; tachykinin receptor activity
Source: RefSeq, a predicted model, not a curated record